AAAGAAAAUAUCUGGUAAAGAUCUGUUGAAAAAAUGGGGUAUUUUUAGAGGCUAAAAUCAAAUUAUAAAUUUAGCAUUUUUCAUUCCUCUUCACUCGGCCCUCUUGCCGCUGCUCGCGGAUUUUUGAGAGCAGCCAAAAAAUCAAAAGCAAGAACCUCAAAAUCAGAAAAUAAAUCUAAAAAAGAAAAAAAAAAAUGGGGCUAGUUCAAAUCUUCCUCGCUAUAAUUCUCUCAAUUUUCCUCCUCAUUCUUGGCGUCUCAGCACAACAACAAACAGAAAAUACCCAACAAAUUGAUUCCAUUGCAGCGAACAAGGAACUACGUGGGCAUGGCUCUGCUGAAAAUGUUCAUUCAAUAACAAAGCACCAUGACAAGGGCAAUGGCCAUCAUGCAAUGAAGAAAAAACACCAUUCGUUUUCGAAGCAAUUUCUCAGUGCCCACAACAAGAUAAGGAAGAUGUAUGAUGAGCCUCCAUUGAGGUGGAACAAGAAACUUGCCCGCUAUGCUCGCCGCUGGGCCGUGAAGCGUGCCUUCGAUUGCAGGAUGGUCCAUUCGUACGGUCCUUACGGCGAAAACCUUUUCUGGGCUAAGCAUGAUCACUGGACACCAUCUGAGGCGGUGAAAUCGUGGGUGGAAGAGAAAAAGUACUAUGAUCCAUGGAAAAAAGCGUGCGCUCAAGGACAUAUGUGUGGACAUUACACGCAGGUUGUGUGGAGAGAGACAAAGCGUGUUGGGUGUGCACGCAUCAAAUGUAAGAAUGGAGGUUUGUAUGUGAUUUGCGUGUAUGAUCCACCAGGGAAUUACGUUAACGAGAGCCCCUUUGGCAAUCCUCCGAGAAUUCCCGAGUUUGCACUUAUACCAUUUCCAUGAAAUUACUCAUACUUUAAGCACAGCUACCCUAUUGGAUUCAAGGUAUCACUUGAGGAAGAUUAGUGGUUUUAUUUUAUUUAAUUGAGUUAAAAAGGAAAGUACAUGCAUAGGUUGGCUGUGCAUCUUAUCAUACGAUUUGCAAUUUUUUUUUUUUACUUCCAUGUUGAUUGAAUUUUCAUACGUAAUGUAAUAUAAUAACAAUGCAGCAGCACAGAAAUUUCUUA
Molecule: messenger RNA, 1093 nt
Organism: Quercus lobata
Lineage: Eukaryota; Viridiplantae; Streptophyta; Magnoliopsida; Fagales; Fagaceae
Product: CAP (Cysteine-rich secretory proteins, Antigen 5, and Pathogenesis-related 1 protein) superfamily protein
Exons: 1
Coding region: 195-869 (224 amino acids)
Cellular component (GO): extracellular region
Source: RefSeq, a predicted model, not a curated record